AUGGCGCCUCCGCACACGAAAGUGGCCAUCAUCGGCUCUGGGCCCGCUGCCCAUACCGCAGCCAUCUACCUCUCCCGUGCGGAACUCAAGCCCGUCAUGUACGAAGGCAUGUUGGCCGGUGGCACCGCGGCCGGGGGCCAGCUGACCACCACGACCGACAUUGAGAACUACCCUGGAUUUUCCAAGGGAAUUGGCGGCUCGGAGCUCAUGGAAGAAAUGAAGGCACAGAGUGAGCGUUUCGGCACUGAAAUCAUCACCGAGACAAUCACGAAAGUGGACCUGAAACAACGCCCGUUUAAAUUGUGGCGAGAGUACGAGGAUGGCGAGAGCGACGAGCCAGCACAUACCGCCGACGCUGUAAUCAUCGCUACGGGCGCCAAUGCCAGGAGGUUGGCACUGCCGGGCGAAGAGACCUACUGGCAGAAUGGAAUUUCAGCAUGUGCGGUAUGUGACGGGGCAGUUCCCAUUUUCAGAAACAAACCGCUGGUAGUCAUCGGUGGAGGAGACUCAGCGGCCGAGGAGGCCAUGUUUCUAACCAAGUACGGGUCGCAUGUGACGGUGCUUGUAAGGAAGGACAAACUGCGAGCGUCCAAGGCAAUGGCGAACAGAUUACUCGCCAAUCCCAAGGUCACCGUCAAGUUCAAUCAUGUUGCGGUCGAAGUGCUGGGUGAAAAUAAGCCGAGGGGUCUCAUGACGCACUUGAAAAUACGGAACGUGCAGAGCGGUGCCGAGGAGGUCAUGGACGCCAAUGGUCUAUUUUACGCCGUUGGCCACGACCCGGCCACAGCAAUUUUCAAGGGCCAAGUGGACACGGACGAGGAAGGGUACGUUGUGACGAAGCCUGGCACGAGCUAUACAAGCAUCCCCGGCGUUUUCGCUGCCGGUGACGUGCAGGACAAGAGGUACCGACAAGCUAUCACCAGCGCUGGAAGUGGCUGUAUCGCAGCUCUUGAAGCCGAGAAGUAUUUGGCCGAACUUGAGAGUGACGACCCUGCCAUUGAGAAGGAGAACCAGGCCAAAAAGCCCGAAAUCAAUGGCGAUACUGCGCCUGAGUAUAGAUCCAAUCCAUUGUUGUGA
This is a messenger RNA of Exophiala spinifera, 1077 nucleotides long. RefSeq names its product thioredoxin reductase. Gene Ontology annotation, biological process: removal of superoxide radicals. Lineage: Eukaryota; Fungi; Ascomycota; Eurotiomycetes; Chaetothyriales; Herpotrichiellaceae. Gene Ontology annotation, molecular function: thioredoxin-disulfide reductase (NADPH) activity. Gene Ontology annotation, cellular component: cytoplasm. The record is from RefSeq and is a predicted model, not a curated record. The coding region runs from base 1 to 1077 and encodes 358 amino acids. The transcript has a single exon.